This is a messenger RNA of Brassica napus (rape), 2167 nucleotides long. RefSeq names its product F-box/LRR-repeat protein At2g40920-like. The coding region runs from base 707 to 2098 and encodes 463 amino acids. The record is from RefSeq and is a predicted model, not a curated record. Gene Ontology annotation, molecular function: protein binding. The transcript has 4 exons. Lineage: Eukaryota; Viridiplantae; Streptophyta; Magnoliopsida; Brassicales; Brassicaceae.
CGGAGAAGACGUCUCUUAAUUUGGCUACGCAAGGGACAUCUCUUAUGAGACAGCUGUCGCAUUCUUCUUCGUCCUUGCCUCUGAGCCGCGGUUAUCUCUGCAACAACAACAAAGCUGAGUCUUCUUCUUCCACCAUUCUCCUCCUCUUCGACCAAUCUCGCUUCUGCAGCAAUCCUCCUACGGCUUCAUCUCAAAGCGACACCGUCUGUUGCUUCAUGUUGAAUGAAAUCCUAAUUUCGAGGGCACUGGUUUCAUCACUGUUACUUUGGAUGUGGAGAUUGUUCCUCCAGAGAACUCAGUGCUCCAUACCGCAGCGGAAAUGUCAAGAAGAGUGAAAGUAAUGUUGUAAGAACCUUGCAAUGGAGCAAUUAAAUGUUGGGGUUUCUUAAAUUUGUCUCUUAUGUCACUUUUUGUACUUAAAAGCAUUAAAAAAUAAUAAGAACUUCUAAUACGGGUCUUUGCAAUAAUCAUGCUCUAAGGGUGCGGCAGUGUUACAAAAAGGGAAGAAGAUAUGAGGUGCGGCCCACAUUAAAAUAAGGUUGAUGUGACAUUUUCUUUUUGUCAAGACAAGUUUUACAAAAAAAAUUGUAUUUUAGACAAUAAAAUAGUAUUUUUACUUUAAAAUUAAAACCGCAUCUUUGCAUAGAUACAUUCAUACAUACACAAAUUAGGUUUUUUUUUUCUCGGACCUCGUCGCUGCAAAACUAUGAAGUUAAGGGUAAAAGAGAUGAACAGAGGAAGAAGGAAUCUGAAACAAGCAGCUUCGGAGCAGGAUUUUAGGCUUAAGCAAUGUCAGAAUAUUGCCAAGAUAAUGGAUACAAAAAGAGAUAACUCAUCAACAUUGUUUAAACGGAAGAAAAGAAGAGCUAAUCGCGCUUAUAACUUGUUGGUCAUGGGCUGUUAUCUGGGUCUACCUCUAAGAACAAAAAGAAGAAGAAGAUAUAUGUCCGAGAUUCCUCUCGAUCUUUUGGUCGAAAUUCUCAUCAGACUGCCGGGAAAGUACUUGGCAAGGUUCAAGUGCGUCUCAAAGCAGUGGUCAUCACUCAUCUCUUCUCGAUAUUUUUGUGACAGUCUCACACGAUCAAAACAACAACAACAAGAACCACGUCUAUACAUGUGUUUGGUGGAUGAAGGCGGGCAUCGUGCACUGCUGUCUAUGGCAUCAACGUCUCCAGACAACACUAGUUUUGUGGUCGACCAAGAUUUGAGCAUCCCAGGAAUGGGAGGCUACUACUUGAAUGAUCUCCACGGCUUGAUGUGUUUCUCAAUGGGGAAAAAAGCUUGUAUAUACAACCCCAGCACCGGACAGCGUUUGACCUUACCCAAGAUAAAGCCCGACAUCAUAGCCGAACAAGGUCAAACUAUGUAUGUUAAGCGGCACUAUAUCGGAUACGACCCUAUUGAUAGUCAACACAAACUACUAUGCACAAUUGUUAUGUACUCGGACCGUUUGUUUAAUCUGAAGACAGAGCACUGGGUGUUCGUCCUAGAAACUGGAGGUUCCUGGAAAAAGGUUGUUUCGCAUGAGAAUUAUCGUCCUCAUACCGCUUUCGCACGAGGACAGUCUAUCAGCGGAUCAGUAGUACAUUAUCUGGCGUGGCAUGAUAUGUACACUUGCGCGAUUGUGAGAUUUGACGUUAGGUCUGAAGAGUUAACUACCAUCAUAGUACCUGAGGAUGUCAGGGAUGAUAUGUCCAUUCCUGCACUUGAGAUGAGGGCAGAACUUAUAGAGUAUGGUGGAAAAAUAGCUAUUUUUGAACAUAGCAACCUAAGAACUGAGGGUACUGCGGUACUAUGGGUAUUGGAAGAUGCUGAGAAAAAGGAAUGGUCGACAAGGAGCCUUGUUUUGCAGCCUUGUCAGAGGCAUUUAGUCCAAGAUAUUGAGUUGAUUGUAAAAGGCACAACUCAGGACGGCAAAGUUAUUUUGGCACCUUUGGAGAUGCAUUCUGGAUUCUACAUUUUGUAUUAUGAUUUGCAAAGCAAUGACUUGAGUAAGGUUGGAAUCCAAGGCAUACCACACCGUUGGUUUGACAAAGAUUGCUAUUUUGACUUGAGGUUGAUGAAUGAAAGUGAGAGGGUCAUCUACUUGGAAACUUGAGCACUAGGUUUUUUACAAUGUAUUUUUGUUUUGAUUUAAUUUUUUGCAUUAGAAUAAAUGUAACUACUA